Molecule: messenger RNA, 2991 nt
Organism: Pyrenophora tritici-repentis Pt-1C-BFP
Lineage: Eukaryota; Fungi; Ascomycota; Dothideomycetes; Pleosporales; Pleosporaceae
Source: RefSeq, a predicted model, not a curated record
AUGGCGCAACCAGCUACCAGCGAUCAGCCAUCUACAGAGCAGGCCCACUUGAAUGCAUGGCUGAAAAGAAAUUUGUGUAGCGUUGAAACUGGUAUACAGCAGGACAAUGCACAAGUGACUUGCAAUAUCAGCGUCAAAGACUACCUUGCAAUCAACAAUUUACGUCCCGAGGACGACGAAAAUUGGCUGGACGACACCGCCAUCGAUUUUGCGCUAGCUGUUCUGACAAAUAAGCACAAUCGUCAAAGUGGUAACGAUGUAGGGGUACUGCCCAUGUACCAGGGCACCGAGUUGUAUAAUUGGGGUAAGGGUGCGAAAGAAGCAGAAGCGGAACACCAGCAACGGAGACCAUUGGUUGAGAGUACACCCAAGGAGAAAAGAUAUAUCGUUGUUCCAGUGUCCGAUGGCGUCCUGGACAGUGAAACCAUCAUCAUCGCCAUGCAAAAACUUAACGAAAAUGAAGAAGCUGAAAAGACCAGAGAAGAACUUAAGAAGGCUGAAGACGAAGGGGCUAAAGAGGCUAAAGAGGAAGAACUUGAAAAGGCUAAGGAGAGGGUUGCAGAGAAUUAUAAGAGAGCUAAAGAAGCUAAAGAGGCUGCUAAUAAAGCUAAAGAGGCUGCUAAUAAAGCUAAAGAGGCUGCUAAAAAAGCCAAAGGGGGUGCGGAAGCUACGCAGCAAACUGAAGGCACAAAAGAGAACAGCCCUGUUCAAGUGAACACUUCAGAACCACCACAACCACCACAACCACCACAACCAACCAUCGACAUGGGCAGCCAUUGGGGCCUCUUGGUUGUCGAUAUAACAAAGCGAACAGCCCGAUGGUUUGAUGGGCUCUUGGAUCUCGAGCGUAGCAGGAGCCACGCCGAUAAGUAUCGAAUUAGACAAAUGCUUCGUCCCGGCGAAGUUGCCGGCAAGAUUCUCUGUGGUAUCGAGCAACUCCUUGGCGACGAACGUGGACGAUUCGACGCAAAGACGGCUAAAUACGUCCCUCAUCAAACCCGUGACAACGCAUUCAAAGGAGACCAUGGGGCAUGUGGGCCGUAUGUGAUUGCUUUUCUGGAGUAUUUGUACAACAACCCAACGUAUCUCCGACAUCUACGCAGUUCCUUUCGUAUCGAGAAUUCGGAUAGGAACAAGCGGGACAUGGGUUUUCAUUCCUUGUGUACCAGAGUUGAUAUGCAGGAGUGGAUUCGACAUGAGUGCGAAAAAUCUCAACAGGAUGAUGAGCUUCCUCUUAAGAUGACGUCAGAUGUCUUUCGUAUUCUCAGGCCCAAGGCGCUGGGGCCUUUGCUUGCCACGGCUUAUCGUGCCUUUGAUGGUCGAGCAGAUCCUGUGAAUUUCGACGCAUUUGAAUUCAAGCCUCAUGGAAACCAUCGUUCUCGUAGAGGAGGUUCGGGCUCUGGUGGAAAACCUGAUGAUGAUACAGAUAUCGAUAAUACCGACGACGAAGAUAGAAAUGAUGACGUCUUCAGAUAUGAUCCCGACGACCCCGACGCCACUUUCUCCAAGAUAAUCCUCGGACAGGAGCUUCGCGGGAACAAGCAAGCCUAUCUUGGCGUCAAACCCAAAGAGCAACGCUACAGGCGCGCGUACGAGACCCUGGUUGAAAGGCAAAAAACCCAUGAUAAUCUGUCUAAAAUACCAAAACGCAAAUACAGGUCCUUACUCAACCUCCCUACCGGCAUUUCAGCAUUGCCGACAGACUUUGGUGACGAGGAAGUCGUUUCCGCCGAGCAGCUUGAAGCGUGGAAAGAAGCGAAUGCGGAAGCCCUCGAACGCAUGGAACUCGGUCCUCAAGCCAAAAAAGCUACUGAUAUAAGCUUCAGAGCGGCAUUACAUGUCCUUUCUGCUGUCGAAUUUGCUGACGAGAAGGAUGAUCGCAUAGUGGACUUUUGGCUGAACGAUCCCGAGGUCUUCAACGACAGGGAUCGUAAUGACCCUAGUCUCAAGUUGCAACCGAAUAUCAUUAAGGACAGGCUGAGAAACAAGUAUGAGCGUGGGAUUGAGAGGUCAGGUGAAAACACGGACAAUAGCGGUGCUGACCAACCUCGUAUAUCAAUAGGCCCCCCUGUGCCACCGAAAACGAGACAGCCCCCGAACCCUUUUAAUGUUGUCACCUAUCCCGACUUUGCUUCAAUCAAAGCCAGCGGUACAAACUUUAGGACUUAUGUAGCUGAAAAUGAUGCUUUGUUUAAGGACACUGAUCGGGGGAACGACGAGAGCGCCCAACGCGCUGUCCUUUGGCGCACAUACAAAGGCAGCUUCACUAAGUCGUCCGCCGUGAAAGUGUGGCGCAAGGAUGAAUAUGUAUUUGCACCAGAAGAUCGAAAACUGAGUUUGGGCGGGGAAGCUAUCAGACAGCGAAUGGACGACAUAUACUGGAAUCUGAACCCGCAGCCAUUCAUAUCUAUCACAGAUAUAGAAGUGCGCCUAUGGACGCAAAACUUGCCACAAGCAGUACGAGACCGAAUGUUGAACGAAGAUGGCCGACUCGACAUUGACCUUGCACGAGGCCGGCUGCAUCGCCUAUUCGUUGGUGAAUUUGUAGAGCUCAUAAGGCCAGGAGAGCAGCAUGCGGAAAAGAACAGAGGGCUUCUCGCGGUCUGGCGCAGAGAAUACGGGGAAAAGUACGGACAAAAAUUCAAGAAUGAUGAGGAAGCGGUUGAUGCGUUUAUAAAAAGGUAUGGACAGGAUACCGAAGCUCUGACAGAGCCUUUCCUCGCAGCAAGUCCACUUCAUUGGCCACCAAAGGAUUAUCUUAGGACGCUCAACAACCCUGGGACUGGGACUGGGACUGGGACUGGGACUGGGAGUGAGAGUGAGAGUGAGAGUGAGAGUGAGAGUGAGAGUGAGAGUGAGAGAGAAGAGGAAGGCAACCUCCCCUCCCCAAAGUCCGCCAAAAAGAAGAAGCAGAAGGAGACGGAGAAGGGGAAGAGGAAGGCAACCUCCCCUCCCGCAAGUUCGCUAAAUAAGAAGAAGCAGAAGAAGUGA